Messenger RNA from Penaeus chinensis, 474 nucleotides. RefSeq names its product sterile alpha motif domain-containing protein 1-like. The record is from RefSeq and is a predicted model, not a curated record. The transcript is spliced from 3 exons. The coding region runs from base 1 to 474 and encodes 157 amino acids. Lineage: Eukaryota; Metazoa; Arthropoda; Malacostraca; Decapoda; Penaeidae.
AUGUGCCUGGGCAGGCAGGGCGGGCAAAGCGGCGGGCACCCCACGGCCCCACACCCGGAGCCGCGGAAGGGUCCUCCCGGCGCCACGGCUACUCCCCCGGCCCGGCGGGCCGGCCGAGGGCAGGAGGAGAGUGACGCCUCUGCCACGUGCUCCUCUCCCUCCGUCGGGCCGUCGUCCGGGGGCCGUCUUGAGUUCGCUCCCGCGCCCCGGCCCGCCCCGUCGCUUCUUCCUGUACUGGGGCCGGCUGAGUGGCCGCCCUCUCCACUUCUCCUCCCCGUGCCUUCGUGCCUUGCCUCCGUGUCCGUCCCUGACGCAGCGGGCGGGCCGCCGUUAGCAGGCGCGCUCCUUGGGGGCACGGGCCGCCUCGCCGUCGCGGGGGGGCGUUGCAGGCGGCAGUCCUGGGCGCGGGGUGAGGCGCGCGGCGGCGCUGACACGAAGGGAGGUCGAGAGUUCGUGUCCACCACACCUGGGUGA